Messenger RNA from Prunus dulcis (almond), 1282 nucleotides. RefSeq names its product non-functional pseudokinase ZED1-like. NCBI's taxonomy places the organism in Eukaryota, Viridiplantae, Streptophyta, Magnoliopsida, Rosales, Rosaceae. The record is from RefSeq and is a predicted model, not a curated record. The transcript is spliced from 2 exons. Gene Ontology annotation, cellular component: plasma membrane. Gene Ontology annotation, molecular function: ATP binding; protein serine/threonine kinase activity. Gene Ontology annotation, biological process: cell surface receptor signaling pathway; protein phosphorylation. The coding region runs from base 182 to 1282 and encodes 366 amino acids.
ACCUAUCUUCCUUCUCGAAUGCAAGAUUCCUGUAAAAGAAAAUGAAACUAACGAAAUAAACAGCUGCUUGCACAUGAUAUCUGCACUGGAUCUAGGCGGAGGAAUCAACAAAUUGCUGUUUAUUUUGAGCAAUCUGAUUCCGAUUCUGAGGGGACUUGUGCUAGACAGCAAAAAGUGAAGAAUGCCAUCCAAAACCUUGUUCUUCCCAUUGGUUCCAUGUUUGAGCAAUAACAAGAAGGAAAGAGACAGAUCAUUCUUGGAUAAUGGAAGCAUCUUACUAGAGGAUCUCAUUGCUUCUUGUGAUGGAAAAUCUAAUCCUAUUCGGUGUUACUCUGCUGCUGAUCUCAUCAGGGCAACCAACAACUUCGAUCCUUCUCGCAUUAUACAAGAUUGUUCAGCACCGGAGUAUAAAUUUCAUCAUUCUAUACAUGUUUAUGGUGGUUACAAAAUGUUCAGGGGUUUGCUGGACGGCCGAUCAAUCAUCAUUAAGAAGUUCAUGGCGACUGGGGAUGAAGCUAGGUCCAUGGCCAUCCGUGACAUUAUCAUAUUGAUGCAGAUGAGCAACCAUAAGAAUGUUUUGAAACUCUUGGGCUGCUGCUUAGAGAUCCCUAUACCAGCUUUGGUGCAUGAAUAUGCAAUAGAAGGAGUUCUCAACGAUCAAGGAGGUUUAAGGACUACUGAAAACCAAUCCUCAUUACCAUGGAAAACUAGACUGCGCAUUGCAAUUCAACUUGCUAGUGCAAUCACAUAUUUACAUACCGCCUUUCCCAGACCCAUAAUUCAUAGGGCUCUAAAACCCAGUUCUAUUUUCUUGGACCAUGACUAUGCUCCGAAACUCUCUAACUUCGGACUCUCCAUAACCAUUCCUCCUAUGAAAUCACAUGCUGAUGAUGAGGUGAAAGGAACAUUUGGUUUCCUUGAUCCUUCCUAUAUGAAGUCUGGUUACAUUUUAGAAAAAAGUGAUGUUUAUAGUUUUGGUGUGCUUUUACUUGUAUUUUUAACGGGACAAAAGGCUGUGGAUGCAUAUGAGGCAGGAGAAUACCAAUCAAUUAUUGCAUAUGUGAAAGCUUCAGAUAUUGGGCAGAUUCAAACAAUUGCGGACCCUAAAAUCUUAGGGGAGGUAGGGGGAGACGAGCAAGCACGACGGCACUUGCAUGAUUUCCUAGCACUGGCAUUGUUAUGCACCCAAGAAGAAAGUGAAGUAAGGCCAGAUAUGAGGCCAGAUAUGAUGGAUGUGGCGAAAGAACUCCUGAGAAUUGAGAAGUCUAUCAUUUCCAAGUAA